Leptidea sinapis is the source of this 1373-nucleotide messenger RNA. RefSeq lists its product as uncharacterized. The record is from RefSeq and is a predicted model, not a curated record. Lineage: Eukaryota; Metazoa; Arthropoda; Insecta; Lepidoptera; Pieridae. Gene Ontology annotation, biological process: regulation of transcription by RNA polymerase II. Gene Ontology annotation, cellular component: nucleus; transcription regulator complex. Bases 251 to 1123 code for a protein of 290 amino acids. The transcript has 2 exons.
GGAGAGCAGAUUUUUAUCACGUUGGAAACAGUGUUUUGAGUGAUUGUAGUAAAGUUUAUUUUUGCAUUUGCACCUUUUUUGUCAUUAAAAAUGCCUGAACGCGCUUCGUGUGAAGUAAUAAAAGGAGCCGACCGGCUCCGCUUGCGUGCUCUUUCUCGCUCGCGCAGCCGAUCGGCUCUGAUUGCGUGCUCUUUCUCGCUUGCGCAGCCUGUCGGCUCCGAUUGCGUGCUCUUUCUCGCUCGCGCAGCCGAUGGGCUCCGAUUGCGUGCCCGCUGCGGCCGCGCCGACUGCCAUUUUGAUAGCAACAUUUGAACGUAAUAGUUGUGCGUACUUGUACGAAAAGAUGAAUGAUGAAAAAUUAAUAAUACUCGUGUCAAAAUAUGAGUGUUUAUUUGACAUAACCAAGCCAUCAUAUAGCGAUCGGAUAAUGAAAGACAAUGCAUGGGAGGAAAUUAGCAAAUGUCUCGGAAUAAGUGUGACGCAGUGCCAGGAUCGUUGGAAGAAACUGCGAGAUAACUUCAGAAAAGCCUAUUAUAACCGAAAAGGCAAGAGUGGCGAUGGUGCAACUACGUCCAAAUUGAUAAAAUUUGAAAAAGAACUUUCUUUUAUAAUACCAUUUUUUCGCAAUCGAAACCAAAUAUCUAAUGUAACAUUAUCAUCGGAUGAUUCAGAGCCUGGCACACCAAUACCACCACCAUCGACAUCAUCUAAACGUUCUGACCAUUCUGAAGUUGAAUCGCUUGCAAGUACUUCUGGCUCGAAAAAGAGACCACGCUUAAGCAAAGAUGUUGCUACGGUUUUCGAAGAGUAUCUUGAAGAAAAAAGAAAUACUACACCCCGUGACAAGGCAUUACGUAAUUUUUUUUUGUCUAUGUCAGAUACAGUGGAAACAUUCCCAAAAGAAGUCCAAGCACGAAUUAAAAGGCGCGUGUUUAACAUUGUUAAUGAAGCUGAAUUAAAUCUGUAUGAAAAUAGUACAGAUUUGAAUUAUUCUUUGUCUAUAAAUUCACCGCCAUCGACUAAUCAAUCUACUUACCUAGUGUCAAACGAAACCUAUAUUCCUCAAAACUAUCCAGAUCAGACUACUUACGGGUACAAUACCAGCACACAAAAUACAAAAUAAUAAACAAUCAAAAACAAUAAUAAUUAUAAUAAUAAUAAUUAAACACACACAAAUCUGUACUAUUUAAUUACAUUUCAUUAACGUAAAUAAUGCUUAAUAAAUGGAGGGCUGUGAUUUUGUGAUCUAUUUAGAUGUUUGUGUUAUUUAACAUGAUUAGUAUAAGUAAUUUACAUUUCAUUAACGUAAACAAUGCUUAAUAAAUGGAGGGCUGUGAUUUUGUGAUCUAAAUAACAUGAUUAGUAUAAAUAAU